Molecule: messenger RNA, 357 nt
Organism: Necator americanus (New World hookworm)
Lineage: Eukaryota; Metazoa; Nematoda; Chromadorea; Rhabditida; Ancylostomatidae
Exons: 3
Coding region: 1-357 (118 amino acids)
Source: RefSeq, a predicted model, not a curated record
AUGGCGUUGAUGAUUCUUCUUAAACGCGGAUGCAAUUAUGAGAUCGUCUGCACGCAAAGUUCUCAUCUUCGCAUUCUCAUCAAUUCCGACAAUCACCGCCUGCUGGCUUGGUAUCUUGGAUAUCAUCGUAUCGAGGUCAUCAUAAAACGUGUUGUGGUCCUCUGCGGUCUCAGAAGAUAUUGCGCAGCCUCCUACUUUCCUUUCAUCAGCAUCGCCGCAGUAGAUGGUGUAAUUGUCGAUACUAAUGACAGGGCGAUUUCUGAUGCGUGUUUCCUGCAAUACAGCAAACGGUGCAUGCAGAUGCCACCGAUGUCUGGAAUGAGCGGCUUGUUGGAGUUCACCGGCAGUUCAGUGUAA